CGCCACGAUGUGUCUGCUCCACUUACACACUCACAUACGGGGCUAAAGUCACUCCCACCUCUCACUGUAGGAAUUUAUGGUCAGUUUGGACUCCCCAAAACUCCGCCUGAAACUGAAACUACUAAAUGCACGGAUUUGAGUGUAUACUGAGCUUACACAGCCUGUUUGCAACCCCAUUCAUUUGGUAACACUGAAUUUAGUUGCUGUGAACUCUACCACCUGCAAGUUGUGAAAGGCCCAGCAUGGAUGAGGCAGAGAUGUACCAACAAAGGCUGCAAGCCAUAGCGGAGAGGCGUCGACAGCAGGAAGAAGAGAAGAAGCUUCGGAGAGAGACAGAUGAGGAGUGGUUGAAGACAGCCCAGAGAAAGAGGAAGAACUUGAGGGAGCAGUGGCUCAGUGAAACAGCUCCAGCUCCUGUCCUGCCUUCACUUGACAGCUCUAGGCCCCGUCCACCACCACAAGACGAAGCAGACAAGCACACGGCAGCGGAACAAACCAAAAGUCAAAAGACGCCCGAGGACGAGGAGGAGGACGAGGCAGCUGAUGCCAAAGAGGAGAAACAAGCCUUCCAAGAAGAAAACAAAGAGUCCAUCAACUGUACAGCCGCAGCCAGAACACACAACCACUAUCAGGCUGGCACUGACGAGGACGUACAAGUGAAUAAAGAGGCUGAGGAUCACUUCACUAUACAAAUGGCACAAAGGAUGUUUCAUGAAAAUGGGCAAGAUGGCCGAUCAGUUCUGGGAACAUUGGCAGUGCAGGUCGAGAAAGACCCAAGGACAGGUGCCACAGUCGUCAGGUCAGUGGCCCCCGUGCUCACACCGGCUGGUGCUCCGACAGCUACCACUGUCUUCGACGAUGGCAGAAAGAGCAUCCACGCUGUUGGUGGGGUGGGAGGUCAACCCUCCACCGAAGAGCUCGGGCAGAUCUUGAGCGUUAUCGACGGGGUUGGGAUGAAAGUGCUGCUGGAUGAGGUCACAGUCACACCAAACAAGGCGGAAACAAAGACAGAGAAUGUCGAUGCCAACAGAGCCCCAGAGGGAAAAGUCCUGUCUUUUUCUACCUGUCAUGCCAUAUCAGAGGAGGACAGUACGCAGUUAGACAGCUCAAGAAGCCACGACUUGGAAGCUGAGCUGAGGAGAGAGGACUGUGCUGUAAGCAUGGGAAACGAGGAGGAUAAGAAAGAGGACAGAAGCAUCACGGCGGUUAGAGACAUCGCAGGGGAAGUAGGUUACGUGGAGGAUCAAAUGUUGGAGGAAGGCCCAGUCACUCUUUUGUUCCUCGGAUAUGCUGAUGCUACAACUGACCAAGGAAACGGUCAAGAGGACCACGAAGGCAUGCUUACUGUGGAAAGAGUAAUGAUCACUGAGGAAGGAGAAGAACAUGUCUUAGGACCUGAAACAUCUGCUUCACCUCAGGAAGGGAAAGAGUCCCAAGACCAAGUAUUUCAGGACAUUCCCCUGGAAGGAAAUGGGGCAGGAGUUAAAGUCCAGGGAGAGGAAGGUGAUAAGGAGCUGCAUAAUUCAUCAUUACCCAGUAUAGCAGAGGGAGGAGGUUCCAAGCGCAAGACCUGUCAGUGUUGCUCUGUCAUGUAAGGAAAUGAUUGAAAGGAGAGAUUCCCCUCUUCAGCCUUAAUCCUAACAUUUAUAAUACUGUGCCUUCCAUUAGGAACUGUGUGCUGCAUUGCUGCCUCAAUGACUAAUAUGAGAGAAUACACCACCAUCUGGUAUUAUGUUACGAUGGUUUUGGCUUUAAGCACCCAGCACUUCACUUCGCUUUGCCAAAGAAGCAGACAUUUAUUAUGUUGUAGGUCUUUUAUAGCAGCUGUGGACUGACAAAAGCUCCGAGGUACUAUUAAAACCCACUUCCUCCCUCUGGUGGACAAAGCUGAGAAUUUCAACAUGCCCUCCUGAAGGCUUGAAGAUACUUAAGACUCCAAUAUCUUUCUGCCUUAGGACUUGUUCUGUGCCGCAUCAGCUGAAAAUAUUCCAUGUUUGCUCUAGGAAUGGAAAAGAGCAGGAGAAGCAUAUUUUACAGCUUUGAGCACAAAUAUUAGUAAUCAGUAAUCAUGGUGUGAUCCAGUGUGUCUGUCUUGAAAAGUAAAGAGAAUAGUGACGUUUGUAACAUCCUUUGUACUUUCAUACCCAUUACUACUCAGGGCUGUAGCUACCACUGAGGACAGAGAGAAUUUGGGGGUUUUAAUGUCAUUCACAUUUUACUUGUUGAGUUUCUUAAGCCUUAAUCAGUUGUAUUUUAGUCUCCAAAUCCUUAAGCUAAUAGUUUUAAUAAUUUGGGGAAAUACCAUCAUUCAUUUUUCGCUUUUACAUUAAUCAAACAUUUGAUGUAUUACUUAAUGAGCUUUAGAGGUGCUAGUAGGUGAAUCGUGUUACUUUUGGACAGAGCCAGGCUUGCUUUUGGUAUCGAUAUUUUCAUCCAACUCUUAGCAAGAAAGCAAAGUUACUUACCCAAAAUGUCAAACUAUGCUUUUAAAUUAGAUUGUUUUAGACUUGAAACAAUUUUAUCCAUCAGAAUUGUGUUGCUGGCAUUGUAGGAAAAGCAUUGAAGCUGCAUUAGGGCAAUAGUAUAGGGAGAUAAAAUAUUAAUAUGUUAAUAUAAUUUAGCAGUUAAAUUACUGUAGAACAUGUGGGAAAAUAACAUUUUACAGACUUGUUUUUGUGGCUAGUUGAAAAUAAUUUUAAUAUUUGGUAUAAUUUGUAUUAAUUUGGUAUAAAAUGAAUUUAAUGCAGUGGAUGUAAACUGGAAUAUAUGAUUAUAAACAGAAUAUAAUGAG
Messenger RNA from Morone saxatilis (striped sea-bass), 2791 nucleotides. RefSeq names its product paralemmin-2-like. The transcript is spliced from 8 exons. NCBI's taxonomy places the organism in Eukaryota, Metazoa, Chordata, Actinopteri, Moronidae. Gene Ontology annotation, biological process: regulation of cell shape. Bases 243 to 1595 code for a protein of 450 amino acids. Gene Ontology annotation, cellular component: membrane. The record is from RefSeq and is a predicted model, not a curated record.